AUGUCAUAGGAAGAUUUAUAAGCUUAUACUAAUUUACUCAGUAGAGACUAUCAAAAUGAUAUUCCUAGCAGCUCUUUUUAUAAUGGUUAAUAGAUUUUUGUUUAAGAUCAUCAGAUUUUCAAAGACAAACCAAGAAAUUGUUUUAAGGAAGCCUUUUUAGCUGAAGAUGAACUUUCAUUGUUGUUAACAGAAAAUCAGAUUACUAAACUAGUAUUUUACAUAGUAGUUUGGUUUUUCAUUUUACUUAGCAUUUCAGGAUACAUAUUAUCAUUUAGUAUAAAAGAUUAAUUAUAUGACAAUAUUUCAGUUAAAAUAAUGAGCUAUCUAGAAAUAGCAAUUGCUAUCAUACUUCUCGCUUUUUAUUAUAUGGUUUAGCAAAUAGAUAGUUAUAGUCGGUCUUCAAUUGUUGAAAAAUUAUACAAGUUAAGAAGAAUAAUUCUCAUAUUAUUUAUAAUAACAUAUUUAUCACAACUUUCACUUUCUAUAUACUCAUUAAUACAAACGUUACCUGAAUGGAUAGGACAUGGUAUUAACAUCAAUUUAUCUGCGAUAAUUUACAUUAUAGUUUCUGUUUCAAUAAUAUCUAAAAUAUUUUACUUUUGCUUCUAUUUAGUUCUUGAACUAACUUUCAAGUCAGAAUAUUGA
Molecule: messenger RNA, 645 nt
Organism: Tetrahymena thermophila SB210
Lineage: Eukaryota; Ciliophora; Oligohymenophorea; Hymenostomatida; Tetrahymenidae
Product: transmembrane protein, putative
Exons: 2
Source: RefSeq, a predicted model, not a curated record